AUGGCUGAACUUCGUGAACAACUUUCCGAAUUUAUAGGUUUCAAACCCGAUGAGAUUCGUUUUCCAGAAACAGAGAGAGAUCAACGACUAUUUCGAAAAAUUAUCGCAGAUCAAAGAAUGGCAACAAAUAUUGUGAUAGAUGAUUUUCAUUUCUUGCUUCGUACUGGAUAUAAUGGUAAAGGUGGUCGAUUAAUACAUAUCGGGUGGUUAAUAUGUGUAAUACGGAAAGAAUGUGAAAAAGUUUUGUUGAAUAUCCCUCAUGAUAUUACUAAUAAAAUCAUAACGCAUCUUCGAUAUAAAUUCAAAGAUAUUCCAUUGGCACCAAUAGUAAGGUAUCCGAAUACCCCAUCGCAAUUGGAUUCAGA
Acaulospora morrowiae is the source of this 365-nucleotide messenger RNA. The record is from the annotation of a GenBank genome assembly. NCBI's taxonomy places the organism in Eukaryota, Fungi, Glomeromycota, Glomeromycetes, Diversisporales, Acaulosporaceae.